Peromyscus eremicus (cactus mouse) is the source of this 363-nucleotide messenger RNA. It is a transcript of the gene Cga, whose product is annotated as glycoprotein hormones, alpha polypeptide. Gene Ontology annotation, molecular function: follicle-stimulating hormone activity. The record is from RefSeq and is a predicted model, not a curated record. Bases 1 to 363 code for a protein of 120 amino acids. NCBI's taxonomy places the organism in Eukaryota, Metazoa, Chordata, Mammalia, Rodentia, Cricetidae. Gene Ontology annotation, cellular component: extracellular region; follicle-stimulating hormone complex. The transcript has 3 exons. Gene Ontology annotation, biological process: thyroid hormone generation; positive regulation of steroid biosynthetic process.
AUGGAUUACUACAGAAAAUAUGCAGCUGCCAUUCUGGUAGUGUUGUCCAUGUUCCUGAAUAUUCUUCAUUCUCUUCCUGAUGGAGACUUUGUUAUUCAGGGUUGCCCAGAAUGUAAACUAAAGGAAAAUAAAUACUUCUCCAAGCUGGGCGCCCCCAUCUACCAGUGCAUGGGCUGCUGCUUCUCUAGGGCAUACCCCACUCCAGCAAGGUCCAAGAAGACAAUGCUGGUUCCAAAGAACAUCACCUCGGAGGCCACAUGCUGUGUGGCCAAAGCAUUUACUAAGGCCACAGUGAUGGGAAACGCCAGAGUGGAAAACCACACGGAGUGCCACUGCAGUACUUGUUACUAUCACAAGUCUUAG